Molecule: messenger RNA, 1467 nt
Organism: Hevea brasiliensis (rubber tree)
Lineage: Eukaryota; Viridiplantae; Streptophyta; Magnoliopsida; Malpighiales; Euphorbiaceae
Product: GDSL esterase/lipase At5g37690
Molecular function (GO): hydrolase activity, acting on ester bonds
Source: RefSeq, a predicted model, not a curated record
AUGGCAAUAGUUCAAGGGUUAGUUUUAGCAACUGUACUAAUUUUUGCAGCAGCAACCACUUUUUUGGCUUCUGCUGCAUCUGCCGUCAAAUAUGUGCUUGGUGACUCCUUGAGAGAAAUUGGAAACAACAAGUACCUUCAAUAUUCUCUUGUAAAGUCUUAUUAUCCAUGGCAUGGGAUUGAUUUUUCCAGUGGACAAGCGACCAGAAGGUUCACAAAUGGGAGGAUUAUUGGUGAUAUGAUAUCUGCAAAACUUGGGAUUCAAUCACCACCAGCAUACGUUUCCUUUCAAAGAUUGUCCUUUGAUGCUCAGAUAGAUUGCUUUAAAAAGACUAAAGAAGUAAUCAAGACUAAAAUGGGAGAAGCUGCUGCUAACAAGCACUGUAAUAAGGCCCCGUAUUUUGUUGGAAUUGGUAGCAAUGAUUAUGCGAAUAAUUUUUUGCAGCCAAUUUUAGCAGAUGCCCAACAUGAUGAAUUUCUAGAACUCUUACCAUCAACCUUAGAUCAACAACUAAUGUGUAACCUAAAAAUGAUUGAUUUGAUGAGGCCAUACCAAAUGGGUGCAAGAAAAGUAGUGUUCCAUGGGCUUGGCCCUCUGGGCUGCAUUCCUUCCCAGGGGGUGAAAUCCAAGAAAGGCAUAUGCUUGAAGCGAGAUUGUAACACCCUAGUAGAGAAGCUAAUAACUACUCUGAACCGAGGUGCCAAUUUCUUGUUUGCAGAUAUAUAUGGUGAUGUUUUAGAUUUGAUCACCAACCCUUCCGCUUAUGGUUUCAAGGUCUCAAACACCUCUUGCACUGUGGAUAACGCCGCAAGUGGCUUGUGCUUGCCCAACUCAACACUAUGCAAAAAUCGAAAGGAAUAUGUUUUCUAGGAUGCAUUUCAUCCUUCUGAUGCCACAAAUCAAGUACUUGCUGAAAAAUUAUUUCCUUCCCCUUCUGCUGCACCAAAGCCUUCUCCCUCUGUUAUUUUUUGUGGUUUGAAAUUUGAAUAUGUUUUUUCAUGGACCCGAAUUGUGACACGAUCCGAAAGUUUCGUGGAGUUAAAAAGUGAGAUCUGUGAUGGUAGCGGAGGGCACGAGCCGAUAGGCCUGGGCCCAAAGCCCACCAUUGAUUGCCCCCGCGGAGAAAGCUUGAAAGAAAGGGAAUCCAAAUCCUCCUUUAAUUCAGCCAAGCUACCUGCUUCUAAAGUGCUUGACAGAGCCUUCUUCUUCCUUCCAAAAGACAGAGAUCCAAUGAACCUCCAGUCUCAUAGAAAAAAGAGUCAUCAAGCAUCUACCAAGCACAAACAAGCAGUCAUACUUGCCUUGAACAAAGGCUUACCAAUCCUCCAAACCCUCUGGUCGGUGUGGUUAAAGCAAAUUCAAUCAUCAUCGAGCAACCAAAAAAAAAAAGAGAAAAAGUGUGGAACUUAUGAGAAAAAGCCAGAAUCUAUUAGAAAUAGAAAUCUGCUUGUCCAGAAGCACCUUUGA